UAUUAGUAGUAAUGGAGGAGGAAGAGGAAGCGGCGGCGUUUGUGAGGGAAGAGGUGGAGGACUGGGACGACGAGGUGAAGAGUCGAGCGCGAUUCAAAGCGCUGAGCGGGCAGAGGUCGGAUUGGGAGGCGCGCUAUUGUUUUUGGAGGGAUUUAAUCGUGAAGACAGCUCGACACCUCCGCAUCUUAGUCAUCCGCCCUUCCCGCCUCUCCGGCCUCUGGUUCCGCCGCCGCCCCGACGGCCUCUCCCCUUUGUGCCUUGAUCAAGUGCUCCUUGAAAUGCACCGCGCCGGAGACUUGCUGCUUCCUCGCGCUUCUUCCUCCUCUUCUCGCCUCCCUCACAUUUUCCGCAGGGCGCUCGAUUUUCUGCCCCUCGGCGAUCGCCGCCCUCUCGCUCUCACCGCCGACUGCUACAUUCUCGCACCGCUCUUGGAGGAACGAUCUGUAGAGGUCAUUACCAAAUUGUCGGAAAACUGUUGGACUAGUACGUGUGUUGUCACCAUGGACAAGUUUGGGGAAGUUUGUGUGGGCUCUGAGGAGGAACGGCUUGCCAUUUUGGAUUACUUGGUGACACGUGGAAGAGCUACACGCCUUGUCAUCAACAAACCUCAAGCUAUAGAGGGUGUCAAAUUGUGUAUUGCUCCUGGGGCAGCUUCUGCUGCCUCAACUACGGAUUACAGUUUACUACACUUAACUUGGACUGCCGAGAAGCUGGGGAAGCAGCUUCAUUUAAUUGACCAACGAUAUCAAAAAAGUAGGGAGUCUGCUAUAGCAUCUCUUAGAGAAGCAAACAAGAAACUUGCCCUGAGACAUACAAAAGAAAUGAAGCUGGCAUCUCAAAGUAGAGAGAGGUGCUCGGCACUGUUGGACCAGGUGGAGAAAGUUCUCCAGGCUAUUUCGGAUGCUGAGUCCUCCAAAAAGGUGGCGGAGGCCUUGCAGAGCAGCAAACGUGCUAUGCAGGAAAACCAAAUUAACAUUGAAGAAGUUGCACAGUGCCUGCUGGAACUUGAUGAGAACAUUGAUGCACUGAAACGACUUGAUAAUGCUCUAGAAGCAACUACAACAUAUGGUGAGAUAGAUGAUGAAGACAUUGAAGAAGAAUUUAAGACGCUGCAGCUGGAGCUAAACAGCACAAAGGCAGUUGCAGCAGAGGCAGAGAUAUCAGAAGAAACUGAAACGGAUGCUUUGAGCAAUGCGUUGUUGAAUCUUCGUCUCAAGAGUGAGGGAGCCAAGAAGGUGGAGGCAGAAUGUUGCACAGAUGAAAACAUGUCAAAUGAGAGAGGCCUUGAAGCGGCUUGAAUUUAUGUAAACGGAUAGGAUAGGUAAUCCAAGUGUUGGAUUUGAUGUAAAUGGGUUGAUACGAAAUGCGAAUGAGUUCAGUAGUCUUGUAAAAACGUACAUUUAAGUCAGAUCUACUCUUUCUAAACGUACAUUUUUAGGAAA
This is a messenger RNA of Salvia hispanica, 1442 nucleotides long. Its product is annotated as SNF7 family protein. Gene Ontology annotation, biological process: vesicle budding from membrane; late endosome to vacuole transport via multivesicular body sorting pathway. Gene Ontology annotation, cellular component: ESCRT III complex; cytoplasmic side of plasma membrane; multivesicular body. Lineage: Eukaryota; Viridiplantae; Streptophyta; Magnoliopsida; Lamiales; Lamiaceae. The record is from RefSeq and is a predicted model, not a curated record.